GUUAUCGGCCCCUUCAUGAGGUUCAGCUGCAUCAUCGGGCCCAACGGAUCAGGAAAAUCUAACAUAAUGGAUGCUGUUAGUUUUGUGAUGUGUGAAAAGACAUCUAAUUUGCGAGUUAAAAGUGUUAAAGAACUGAUUCAUGGAGCACAUGUUGGAAAACCAGUUUCUUCUACAGCUAGUGUGAAGAUAGUAUAUUGUGAAGAAGAUGGGGAAGAAAAAACAUUUUCAAGAGUUAUCCGUGGUAAUUGUUCUGAAUUUUUUUUCAAUGAUAAAUCUGUCAGCCGAUCUGCUUAUAUAUCUGAGCUUGAAAAAAUAGGCGUACUUGUCAAAGCUAGGAAUUUUCUUAUUUUUCAGGGAACAGUAGAAUCCAUUGCAAUGAAGAAGCCAAAGGAGAUAACUCAACUUUUUGAACAAAUCAGUAAUUCAUGGGAAUAUGCUGAAGAGUAUGAACGAAAAAAGAAAAAAAUGCAGCAAGCAGAAGAGGAUACACAGUUUAAUUAUAACAAGAAAAAAAGUGUUGCAGCAGAACGCAGACAAGCAAAAAUAGAGAAAGAGGAGGCAGAGCGUUACCAGAUGCUUCUCAAGGAACUGGAUGAAGAAAGGAUACAGCUGCAGCUUUUCCGGCUUUAUCACAAUGAAAAACACAUUGACUUUCAGAAAAAAAGUUUGGAUGAAAAGAAUAUGGAGACAAGUAUGAAGAAAGAGUCUCUUUCUAAAGCAGAAGAUGUGUUUAUAGCCAAGAAAAAAGUGCUUGGUGUACUCAACAGAGACCAACAACAUAUGGAAAGAGAAAUGAAGACUCUGGAAGCAUCACUGAUUCAGCAGAAAGCCCUCUAUAUAAAAGCAAAAGAAAACACUUCCUACCAAAUCAAGAAAGUAGAAAUGUCUAAAAAAUCGCUAAGGGACAAGGAGAAAUCCUGUGAUAAGGAAAAGCAGAACAUAAAAGAGCUAGAGGUAGAAUUGAAUGAUAUUGAGAAGGCUUGGAGGGCGUUUGAGAAGAAAUUUGAAGAGGAGAUGUUGCGGAAAGCAGCAUUUGUUGAGCUGGAAGAAAGUCAGUUGGAGCGCUAUAAAGAGCUAAAGGAAAUAGCAAGAAAGAAAGUAGCUACGCAAACGCAGCAGCUAGAAAAACUCCGUUGGGAGGAAAAAGCAGAUCAAGAAAGGCUGAAACUUAAUCGGACAAAGAAAAAAGAAGUGGAGGAAAACAUAAAACACACUGUGGAACAGAUAGACGAGCGUAAAAAACGAAUAGAGAAGUUGGAAGAAUAUGUCAAGAUAUGCACUCAAUCAUUAACAGAGAAGAAACAGCAAGAGGAAGCGCUGACUACGGAAAUUGAAAAUUCAACAACACGAAUGGCUGAAGUGAAUGAAGAAUUGAACAAAAUAGUUGGUGAACUGCAGAACGCCAAAAUUGAUUGCCAUGAAGGAAGGCGUCAGCAAAUGAGAGCAGAGAUCCUAGAAACUCUCAAAACACUGUAUCCAAAUUCUGUGUUUGGAAGACUGCUCGACCUGUGUCAUCCUAUUCAUAAAAAAUACCAGCUUGCUGUUACCAAGGUAUUCAGCAGAUACAUGACUGCUAUUGUUGUUGCCACUGAAAAAACAGCAAGAGAUUGCAUUUCGUUCUUAAAACAAGAACGAGCUGAACCUGAAACUUUUCUUGCUUUGGAUUACCUUGAUGUUAAACCAAUCAACGAAAAGUUAAGAGAGAUAAAAGGAGUGAAAAUGAUGGUGGAUGUUGUACAAACUCCAUUUGCUCCAGUGAAAAAAGUGAUUCAGUUUGUGAGUGGGAAUAGCUUGGUCUGCGAAACAGUUAAAGAAGCAAAACAAAUAGCAUUUGAUGGACCAGUGAGGUUGAAAACAGUGGCUCUUGAUGGAACUUUAUUUUUGAAAUCUGGAGUAAUUUCUGGAGGAUCAAGUGAUUUAAGAUUUAAAGCUAGAUGUUGGGAUGAUAAAGAAAUUAAUAAAAUGAAAGAAAGAAGAGAUAGCUUGAUUCAUGAGUUAAAGGACUUAAUGAAGGUCAGACGUAAGGAGACUGACUUGAAGCAGUUGCAUGCUCAAUGCCACGGAAUUCAGACACGACUUAAAUAUUCACAGAGUGAAUUAGAGCUUAUUAAAAAGAAACAUCUUGCUAAUCUCUACACGGAAAAAUCAAAACUGGAAAGUGAACUGGUAAAUAUUGAGUCUCAGUAUGAUAUGCUGAAUGAAGGAGUAGCACAAAGAAAAGAAAAAAUAGAAGAGUUUCAGAAAAAAAUUAAUGAGGCUGAAGAUGCUGUUUUCCGGGAAUUCUGUGAAGAAAUCGGUGUAGAAAAUAUUCGUGUGUAUGAACAAGAACAUGUUGACAACAAGAGGAGACAAGAGGAGAUUGAUAAAAAAAGACUGGAAUUUGAAAAUCAGAAGACACGACUGAACGUUCAGCUGGAAUAUAAUCGUGAUCAUCUACAAAAAUUAACAAAUGCAGUCAGCAAGUUAAGGGAGACAAUUCGUAAAGAUGAAGAUGAGAUUACCAGGCUACAGAAGGAUGAGGAAAAGCUUCUAAAAAAAGUGAAUGAAAUUGUGGAGGAGCAACAGCAUCUUAAGGAUGGAUUAAGUGCUCAUAAAUCUGAGGUUAUAAAAUCCCAAAAUGAAGUUGAAGAGUUCAGAAAGACGUUGUUAACUCUUAAUAGUAUGUGGUUCCGGAAGGAAGCUACAGCUAUAGAAACCUCUCUGGAAGAGAAAAGAUUAAGACGACAUAAUAUGCUGCUUGAAUGCAAGGUGCAGGACUUGAAAAUAAAGCUCCUGUCUGGAUCACUGGAUGACAUCAGUGAAGUAGAGCUAGGAGCUGAAACAGAAGGCACUCAGAUUACAUCAACUAUCUAUGAAAGGGAAGAGGCAAUUGAGAUAGACUACAGCAGCCUAGCAGAAGACGUGAAGGACCUAGAGUCUGAUAAAGAUAUAGAGGAUCAUCUGAACCAGAUGCAGCAGGAAAUAAAAUCUAAAGAGAAUACUUUAAUGAGGACAGCUGCUCCAAACCUGAGAGCAGUAGAGAAAUUACAGAUAGCUCGGGACAAGUUCCAAGAAUCAAUAGAUGCUUUUGAGACCAGCAGAAAGGAGGCCAGAACAUGCAAACAAGAAUUUGAACAGGUGAAAAAAAGGAGAUACGAGCUUUUUAGCCGGUGCUUUGAGCAUGCCUCCAUAGCUGUUGAUCAGAUCUACAAGAAGCUUUGCAGAAACAGCAGUGCUCAGGCAUUCCUGAGUCCUGAAAAUCCUGAGGAGCCUUAUCUGGAAGGCAUUGGCUUUAACUGCCUGGCUCCAGGGAAACGCUUUAUGCCAAUGGACAGUUUGUCAGGAGGUGAAAAAGCUGUGGCAGCUCUGGCUCUUGUGUUUGCUAUACACAGUUUUCGGCCAGCACCAUUUUUUGUUUUAGAUGAGAUAGAUGCUGCCCUGGAUAACACAAACAUCGAUAAAGUAUCAAGUUUCAUUAGAGAACAGGCUCAUGAACAGUUUCAAAUGAUAGUUAUUUCUCUAAAGGAAGAGUUUUAUUCCAAAGCAGACGCAUUGAUCGGAGUGUGUCCAGAGUGUGAUGACAUCAUGUUCAGUCGAGUACUGACUUUGGAUCUUACCGAGUACCCAGACGCUGAUGAGCAGCACAAACGCAGUUCUGUUUCAGAAUGAAGCAUGGAUGAUUUCAGGUGACAACAGGGAUAACUGUUUGCAGCCGACUGUUACAAAUCUGAGUUUGAGUGUGG
Messenger RNA from Cariama cristata (Red-legged seriema), 3722 nucleotides. RefSeq names its product structural maintenance of chromosomes 1B (gene SMC1B). Gene Ontology annotation, biological process: sister chromatid cohesion. The record is from RefSeq and is a predicted model, not a curated record. Gene Ontology annotation, molecular function: ATP hydrolysis activity; protein binding; ATP binding. Lineage: Eukaryota; Metazoa; Chordata; Aves; Cariamiformes; Cariamidae. Gene Ontology annotation, cellular component: nucleus; chromosome; cohesin complex. The transcript has 26 exons. The annotation marks the transcript as partial.